AUGGAGGACGGGAAGCCUGUGUGGGCUCCACACCCAACUGAUGGGUUUCAGAUGGGGAUGAUUGUGGACAUUGGCCCUGACACCUUAACUAUUGAACCUUUGAACCAGAAGGGCAAGACUUUCCAGGCUGCUAUCAAUCAAGUGUUUCCUGCAGAAGAGGACAGCAAAAAGGAUGUAGAAGAUAAUUGUUCCCUUAUGUAUUUAAACGAGGCCACCCUCCUCCACAACAUCAAAGUGCGGUACAGCAAGGACAGAAUUUACACCUAUGUAGCCAACAUCCUUAUUGCAGUGAACCCAUAUUUUGACAUCCCUAAGUUUUACUCUUCAGAUACUAUUAAGAAGUACCAGGGCAGAUCACUGGGAACGUUGCCACCUCACGUGUUUGCUAUUGCUGAUAAAGCAUUCCGUGAUAUGAAAGUGCUGAAGAUGAGUCAGUCCAUCAUAGUCUCUGGGGAAUCAGGAGCUGGCAAGACAGAAAACACAAAAUUUGUUUUGAGGUAUUUGACAGAAUCCUAUGGUACUGGUCAAGAUAUUGAUUACAGAAUUGUAGAAGCAAAUCCCCUCUUGGAAGCCUUUGGGAAUGCAAAGACAGUUCGCAACAACAACAGCAGUCGCUUUGGGAAGUUUGUUGAAAUCCACUUCAAUGAAAAGAACUCAGUGGUUGGUGGAUUUGUGUCACAUUACCUUCUGGAGAAAUCUCGGAUCUGUGUGCAAGGCAAAGAAGAGAGAAAUUAUCACAUCUUUUACAGGCUAUGUGCUGGUGCUCCAGAAGACAUUAGGGAAAAGCUUUAUCUAAGCUCUCCUGACAACUUUAGGUACUUGAAUCGAGGCUGUACCAGGUACUUUGCUAACAAGGAAACAGACAAGCAGAUCUUGCAGAAUCGCAAGAGCCCAGAGUAUCUCAAAGAAGGUUCCUUGAAGGAUCCUCUCCUAGAUGAUCAUGGAGACUUCAACAGAAUGUGCACAGCGAUGAAAAAGAUCGGCCUAGAUGAUGCAGAAAAACUUGAUCUUUUUAGAGUAGUGGCUGGUGUCCUUCACCUUGGAAAUAUUGAUUUUGAGGAAGCUGGGAGCACUUCAGGGGGCUGCACGGUGAGGCCGCGGAGCGAGCAGGCGCUGGAGUGCUGCGCGGCGCUGCUGGGCCUGGACGGGGAGGACCUGCGCGGCAGCCUCACCACGCGCGUCAUGCUCACCACGGCAGGGGGCGCCAAAGGAACGGUCAUUAAGGUACCCUUGAAAGUGGAACAAGCAAACAAUGCUCGUGAUGCCUUGGCUAAAACAGUGUAUAGUCACCUCUUUGACCAUGUGGUGAACAGGGUAAACCAGUGCUUUCCUUUUGAGAGUUCUUCUUUCUUCAUUGGAGUUCUAGACAUUGCUGGCUUUGAAUAUUUUGAACACAACAGUUUUGAGCAAUUCUGCAUUAACUACUGCAACGAAAAACUGCAACAGUUUUUUAAUGAGAGGAUUCUGAAAGAGGAACAAGAACUGUACCAAAGAGAGGGUCUGGGGGUUAAUGAAGUGCGCUACGUAGAUAACCAGGACUGCAUAGAUCUGAUUGAAGCAAAAUUCAUAGGUGUGUUGGAUAUCCUGGAUGAAGAAAAUCGUCUUCCCCAACCAAGUGACCAGCAUUUCACUUCAGUGGUGCACCAGAAACACAAGGACCACUUCAGGCUCUCUAUUCCUAGAAAGUCCAAGCUGGCUGUUCACAGAAACAUCAGAGAUGAUGAAGGCUUCAUUAUCCGACACUUUGCAGGAGCAGUGUGCUACGAGACGAGGCAAUUUGUGGAAAAGAACAAUGAUGCUUUGCACAUGUCCCUUGAAUCUCUUAUCUGCGAGUCCAAGGACAAGUUUGUUCGACAGCUGUUCGAAGCUAACACCAACAACAACAGGGAUCCCAAACAAAAAGCUGGGAAACUUAGCUUCAUCAGUGUGGGGAACAAAUUCAAGACUCAGUUAAACUUGCUUCUUGAGAAGCUGCACAGUACUGGAUCCAGCUUCAUUCGGUGUAUCAAACCUAACUUAAAGAUGACAAAUCACCAUUUUGAAGGAGGACAGAUCCUCUCUCAGCUUCAGUGCUCAGGAAUGGUGUCAGUUCUGGAUUUGAUGCAAGGAGGUUUCCCUUCCCGAGCUUCAUUUCAUGAGCUGUAUAAUAUGUACAAGAAAUACUUGCCUGACAAAUUGGCUCGGCUGGAUCCUAGGCUCUUCUGCAAGGCACUGUUUAAAGCCUUGGGACUGAAUGAAAAUGAUUACAAAUUUGGACUGACCAAGGUGUUUUUUAGACCUGGCAAGUUUGCAGAGUUUGAUCAGAUAAUGAAGUCUGACCCGGAUCACUUGGCAGAGCUCGUUAAGCGCGUGAACCGUUGGCUCAUCUGCAGCCGCUGGAAAAAAGUUCAGUGGUGUUCUCUCUCCGUCAUUAAAUUGAAAAAUAAGAUAAAAUACCGAGCCAGUGCCUGCAUUAAAAUACAGAAGACAGUUCGCAUGUGGCUUUGCAAGAGAAAGCACAAACCACGCAUUGAUGGCCUGAUAAAAGUCCGGACACUGAAGAAGAGACUUGAUAAGUUUAAUGAAGUAGUAAAUGCUCUGAAGGAGGGCAAGGCAGAGACAAGCAAACAGGUCAAGGAGCUGGAGCACUCUAUUGAUGCCUCAAUGACCAAAAUUAAGACCACUAUAAUGACUAGAGAACAGAUACAGAAAGAAUAUGAUGCUCUAGUGAGAAGCUCAGAGCAGCUGCUGAGUGCACUGCAAAAGAAGAAACAGCAAGAAGAGGAAGCAGAGAGGUUACGGCGCAUCCAGGAGGAAAUGGAGAAAGAAAGAAAGAGACGUGAGGAGGAAGAGCAACAACGAAGGAAGGAGGAAGAGGAGAGACGUCUGAAAUCUGAGAUUGAGGCAAAGAGAAAACAGGAAGAGGAAGAGAGGAAAAAGAGAGAAGGGGAAGAAAAGCGUAUUCAGGCUGAAAUUGAAGCUCAGCUAGCCAGAGAACGAGAAGAGGAAACCCAGCACCAGGCAGUGCUUGAGCAGGAGCGUCGUGAUCAUGAGCUUGCAAUGAGAAUUGCCCAGAGUGAGGCAGAACUCAUCAAUGAUGAGGCUCAGCUUGAUUUAGGGUUGCGCAGAGCCAAUGGAACAAAGCUGCAAAUGACUGCGGAUCAAAUGGCUACAGAAAUGUCAGAAAUGUUGUCUAGGAGUCCUGCAGUUCAAGCCUCAAAAGCUGCUGCUGGUACUAAGAAGCACGAUCUCAGCAAGUGGAAAUACGCCGAGCUUCGUGAUACCAUCAAUACAUCCUGUGAUAUUGAACUGUUGGCAGCUUGCAGAGAAGAGUUUCACAGAAGGCUAAAGGUUUAUCAUGCUUGGAAAUCCAAGAACAAGAAACGCAAUGCAGAGACAGAGCAGCGUGCUCCCAAAUCGGUCACAGACUAUGAUUUUGCACCCUUUUUGAGCAACUCACCUCAACAGAACCCCACAACCCAACUGCCAUCCAGGCAGCGAGAGAUCGAAAUGAACCGGCAGCAGCGUUACUUCCGCAUCCCCUUCAUCCGUCCUGCAGACCAGUACAAGGAUCCCCAGAACAAAAAGAAGGGUUGGUGGUAUGCACAUUUUGAUGGGCCAUGGAUUGCUCGGCAAAUGGAACUUCAUCCUGACAAGGCACCCAUUCUCCUGGUCGCAGGGAAGGAUGAUAUGGAUAUGUGUGAGCUGAAUCUGGAAGAGACUGGCUUAACCCGCAAGCGAGGGGCUGAAAUUCUGCCCAGACAGUUCGAAGAGAUCUGGGAGCGCUGUGGAGGUAUCCAGUACCUUCAAAAUGCCAUCGAAAGCAGGCAGGCUCGCCCUACCUAUGCUACAGCAAUGCUGCAGAACCUGCUGAAAUGA
Molecule: messenger RNA, 3858 nt
Organism: Indicator indicator
Lineage: Eukaryota; Metazoa; Chordata; Aves; Piciformes; Indicatoridae
Gene: MYO6
Product: myosin VI
Exons: 34
Coding region: 1-3858 (1285 amino acids)
Biological process (GO): actin filament organization; inner ear auditory receptor cell differentiation; vesicle transport along actin filament
Cellular component (GO): cytoplasm; myosin complex; actin cytoskeleton
Molecular function (GO): ATP binding; actin filament binding; microfilament motor activity
Source: RefSeq, a predicted model, not a curated record